Molecule: messenger RNA, 2166 nt
Organism: Durio zibethinus
Lineage: Eukaryota; Viridiplantae; Streptophyta; Magnoliopsida; Malvales; Malvaceae
Product: protein DETOXIFICATION 27-like
Biological process (GO): xenobiotic detoxification by transmembrane export across the plasma membrane
Cellular component (GO): membrane
Molecular function (GO): xenobiotic transmembrane transporter activity; antiporter activity
Source: RefSeq, a predicted model, not a curated record
CCCAAUAUUAUAAUCCUCCCCACCCCCCAAACAACACUUGGGAGUUGGGACAGCGUGCAUCCUGGAAGGACGCAACAACAACUAGGCUGCGAAAUUGCUCAUAUUCGAACAAAAUUGAAAUUUUUAUUCAACACAACACGUGGCUUUACCUUUUUUGUUCAAAAUUUGUGUGAAAAUUUCGAUGAUCCACAACUCAAGCUGUUAUAUAUAUACGUCGUAGGGGCCAAAGAGUAAGCGUUUAAGUUCAUUGAACUCCCAAGAAAAAGCACAGAGUUGCCAGCCCACCAGCUAGCAGAUAAUAUGUCGAGUAACGGUGCAUUGGAGGAAACGAAAGUUCCUCUGAUUGAAGAUUUAGCUUCAGUAGAACGAUUGAAAGCUGAACAAGAUGAUCAAAAUCAAUCUCUUACGAAAAGGGUAUGGAUUGAAUCGAAGAAGCUAUGGCAGAUAGUUGGUCCUGCAAUCUUUAGCCGCCUUGCCUCUUAUUCCAUGCUGGUUAUCACUCAAGCCUUUGCAGGCCACCUUGGUGAUCUUGAGCUUGCUGCCAUUUCAAUUGCCAAUAAUGUCAUCGUCGGUUUCGACUUUGGCCUCUUGUUGGGGAUGGCAAGUGCACUUGAAACACUAUGUGGCCAAGCCUUUGGAGCAAAGAAGUACUACAUGUUGGGAGUAUACAUGCAACGUUCAUGGAUUGUUCUUUUCCUGUGUUGUAUUUUGCUUUUGCCUUUAUAUCUAUUUGCUUCGCCAGUACUCAAGCUAUUGGGACAGCCUAAAGAUGUUGCAGAACUAUCAGGGAUUGUUUCUGCGUUGAUGAUACCACUUCAUUUCAGCCUUGCUUUUCAGUUUCCUCUGCAAAGAUUCUUGCAGAGUCAGCUGAAAAACAUGGUGAUUGCAUGGGUUUCUCUGUUGGCUCUCUUGGUCCAUGUGUUUGUAAGUUGGUUGUUUGUGUAUAGGCUUCAGCUCGGAGUGGUUGGAACUGCAAUUACCUUGAACUUUUCUUGGUGGGUUUUGGUUUUCGGCCUCUUUGCCUAUACUGUUUGUGGUGGGUGCCCUCUUACUUGGACCGGCUUCUCCAUGGAAGCAUUUUCUGGUCUUUGGGAAUUCAUCAAACUCUCUGCUGCUUCCGGCGUCAUGCUUUGCUUGGAAAAUUGGUACUAUAGAAUAUUAAUUCUGAUGACUGGAAAUCUGACAAACGCAAAGAUUGCCGUGGAUGCUUUGUCCAUUUGCAUGACAAUUAAUGGAUGGGAGAUGAUGAUACCGUUUGCAUUCUUUGCUGGAACGGGAGUGAGAGUGGCAAAUGAGCUUGGGGCUGGGAAUGGGAAAGGAGCAAAGUUUGCAACAACAGUUUCAGUGGUGACAUCAGUUAUAAUAGGCAUCUUCUUCUGGAUGUUACUUAUGACCUUUCAUGAUAAGUUUGCUCUUAUAUUUUCCACAAGCGAACCAGUUUUGGAAGCAGUAAGCAAGCUCUCACUUCUCUUGGCCAUCACCAUUUUGCUCAAUAGUGUUCAGCCAAUUCUUUCUGGGGUGGCAGUGGGAUCUGGAUGGCAAUCCUAUGUGGCUUACAUAAAUUUGGGUUGCUACUAUCUGAUUGGGGUUCCACUUGGAUUCUUGAUGGGAUGGGGCUUCCACCUAGGAGUAAUGGGAAUUUGGGCAGGAAUGAUCAUUGGUGGGACAGCAAUUCAAACAGCGAUACUGGUCAUUAUUACCAUGCGGUGUGAUUGGGAGAAGGAAGCUGAGAAAGCAAGCCUGCACGUAAAGAAAUGGUCAGACACAAAGUAAUCAAAAGCUCAUAUUAAUCCUGUCAAGACAAGGAUCUUAUUUGACAGAAAAGAUUACCUAAUUAUAAACUGAUCCGAAUGGUGUAGUCAUCUUACAAGUUACAAUGGCCUACUAAAAUUUGAUUGGCAAUUUAAGAUCGAAGCCCCUUGUUUGUAAGUCUCCAUUUUUGGUUUUCCUGUCGGUACAACCAUCUUUGUAAUUCUCUUUCACUUUCGAAUGAAAUGGCAAACUUGUUAUUGAAGUGUAAACCAUUGGUCCAUGGAGCAUUUCCUAAUGUGUUUCUAUUCACCCGUCUACUCUUAAAGUUCACUGGGACAACCUCCAUAUAUGGCAAAGAUAACAGGGUUGCUUCAUCAUUGAUAAUAUAUAAAGAUAUAAAUGAUACAUUAAUAU